Molecule: messenger RNA, 3494 nt
Organism: Polyodon spathula (Mississippi paddlefish)
Lineage: Eukaryota; Metazoa; Chordata; Actinopteri; Acipenseriformes; Polyodontidae
Gene: kcnab1a
Product: potassium voltage-gated channel subfamily A regulatory beta subunit 1a
Exons: 14
Coding region: 113-1315 (400 amino acids)
Biological process (GO): transmembrane transport; potassium ion transport; negative regulation of delayed rectifier potassium channel activity
Cellular component (GO): cytoplasm; membrane; voltage-gated potassium channel complex
Molecular function (GO): transmembrane transporter binding; potassium channel regulator activity; voltage-gated potassium channel activity
Source: RefSeq, a predicted model, not a curated record
CUGUGAAUACCAGCGAAUUUAAUUUGAGUGUUGUUUCUCUUAAAGGGAGAAGUUAGCAGUGUGUUUAGUCAAGGAUUGUGUUAUUUUCAGCAGAAGUUUAACUGAUAAAGCCAUGCAGGUCUCCAUCGCUUGCACCGAUCACAACUUAAAGGGUCGGAAUGGAGAUGACCGGCACGGCAAGCAAAAUGCAACCAGCCCCAACGUGGUGAAUGCAGCCAGGGCUAAAUUCCGAACAGUGGCUAUUAUUGCAAGAAGUUUUGGAGCAUUCGCGCCGAAGAAUCACAUUUCUCUAAAGGAGUCGACUGCAAAGCUGACGGGAAUGAAAUAUAGGAAUCUGGGGAAAUCAGGACUUAGAGUAUCGUGUUUGGGUCUCGGAACUUGGGUUACAUUUGGAGGUCAGAUUUCAGAUGAGGUGGCUGAACAGCUAAUGACCAUUGCGUAUGAAAACGGAGUCAAUCUUUUUGAUACAGCGGAGGUCUAUGCAGCUGGCAAAGCCGAGGUCAUAUUGGGGAAUAUCAUCAAGAAAAAAGGCUGGAGGAGGUCAAGUCUUGUGAUAACAACCAAGCUGUACUGGGGAGGAAAAGCAGAAACAGAGAGAGGUCUUUCCAGGAAACACAUUAUUGAAGGGUUAAAGGGCUCUCUGCAGAGACUGCAGCUCGAAUAUGUGGAUGUUGUCUUUGCAAAUCGACCGGACAAUAAUACCCCAAUGGAAGAGAUUGUUAGGGCAAUGACAUACGUGAUUAACCAGGGAAUGUCCUUGUACUGGGGAACUUCCCGAUGGACUGCGAUGGAGAUCAUGGAGGCCUACUCAGUAGCAAGGCAGUUCAAUAUGAUCCCGCCGGUGUGUGAACAGGCCGAGUAUCACCUUUUCCAAAGAGAGAAGGUCGAGAUACAGCUUCCAGAGCUCUACCACAAAAUAGGUGUUGGCGCAAUGACCUGGUCUCCUUUAGCCUGUGGAAUCAUCACUGGCAAGUAUGAGAAUGGAGUUCCGGAGUCUUCGAGGGCUUCUAUUAAGUCCUACCAGUGGUUAAAAGAUAAAAUUUUAAGUGAUGAUGGCAGGAAACAGCAAGCUAAACUAAAGGAGCUUUCACUGAUAGCAGAACGACUCGAAUGCACGUUACCCCAGUUGGCAGUAGCCUGGUGUCUCCGUAAUGAGGGUGUAAGCUCUGUCCUUCUGGGAACAUCCAAUCCAGAACAGCUUACAGAAAACCUUGGUGCUAUACAGGUACUUCCAAAGAUGACCUCUCACAUUGUAGGGGAUAUUGACCAUAUAUUGGGGAACAAACCAUACAACAAGAAGGACUACAGAUCCUAAAGAGAGAAUGAUGGCUGAUUAAAACACAAAAGUACCCAAAUCUACACCUGAUCAGUAUCUGGUCAGUGCAACUCCCAGCUAUCCUGUGCUGUCUGUAAAAUACUGGGCUCCUGUAGGUGCAUGCUCUCGCUAAAAUAAAUGUGCCUAAAUUAUAAAAAGCACAUUCAAAAGAUGAAAAAAAAGUCCUAUAGAACAGGGUUAUUCUUGUAUUUUCUUGAAUCUAUAAACUUCUAAUACUGCAGUCCGUCUCUUCUCAUUGUCAUGCAAUGUAAAGAUAUUUAAUAACUGCAGAAAGGGUUCUUUGCUUGUGUAUUCUGUAUCUAUGAAAAUAAUAUUUCCCUAGAUGCUAUGGUAGGAUAGUGUUAGACACAUCUGGUUUGAGGAUGUUAAGAAAACGGUGAAUCUGCUUUCCUGGCAGUGGAGGGAAUGUUGAUUUACUGAUUGCUUCCCCCAGUUGAUGUGUUGUUAUUGCAAAAUAGAAGUUACAAUCACGGUUAAAAUGGCAAUCAAAGAAGACAAUGGAAGAAAUUCAUUAAGCCUUUCAUCUAUUGCAGCAAGCUAUGUACAUCACACAGAUGCAGAAAAUCCAUGUCAUUUUAUUUUAUUAGUACUAUGACUACCAAUAAUGUGUGUUGAUACAGAAGAUGAAACCGACCCUAUGUUUAGCCCGUGUAGAUCAGAAAUCUGCCUUGUUCUAGUACAGUCUGCCUGUAAGCUGCAGUAUGGAUUGUUACAGCAGCAGUGAGUGUGUCAGAAGCAUCAAUAUUAAGAACCCAAAGACCAAUUUUACACAAAUGUAUGAAUAGUGCUUGUUUUUGGGCUUUAGGCUAAGCAGUACUGCAUGUUGAGUAUGGCGAUUUCUUGCAAAAAUAAUUUAAGAUUUCCUGUUAGAAUUAUUUUAAAUUUACUUCACUUAAGGGAUAAUUAAACCACAUCUUGCAGUAUUUAUCAUAUACAAUACAGUAGAAAUAUAAUUGUACAUAAACUUUGUUCUGUAAUUCCUACGGCAGCACAUCAAGAAAAAGUGGAUUUCAAGCACUACAGAGCAGCCUGCUGUUUAAAAGACACUGUUUUUAAUCUUUGCUGUAUCCUGUGUUGUCACAUGCUUAGGUUAAAGUGUGAAGCAUGUUCCCUCCUGAUUUAUGACCAAUGACAUGUGAAACAAAAAUAUAACAGCCAAUCAGGAUUGUUGAAGUGUCUCUGCGAUAUGGACAACACGGUUACAGCAAACAUUAAAAAAAUGCAUUUCUUGUAAACACUGCAGGAUGUUCUGUAGCACAUUAACACUAAUAAUUCCUUAGUAUUUUAAUAUCUAGUAUUUGUUUUUUGAUCAUUUUCUAUUUACAUCUAUUGUUUACUUAUGCACAUUUUAAAUAGUUGAGCCAUAAUCAUUACCACUCUCGCCAGAUUUACAGUUUGAGCAAAAAAAAAAAAAAAAAAAAAAACACAUUUUCUACUAAACUGCUUGACAAAACCUUUAGCAAGCACAUAGAAUAUGUCAAUGGUUUUUACACAUUUCAUAGAAAUAGGGUUUAUUAAGUUUUUAAUUUUUUGCUCAUACAUACAGUUAAACAUUUUGGUACUUUCAGCCUAUUACAUAGAGUGCCUUGAUUGAAAACUAUUUUUUAUGCCAGCAUAAAUGAACGCUCUGUGGCAAUGGUAGCUGAUCUGGUUUCAACGAAACAAACAAUGGACUGUUAGAUGGUGGGUUUUUUUUUUUUACAAUUUGUAAAAAUUGUACGAUGGUAAGCAAGUAAUUUAUGUGCGGUGUUUCUUCAAACACUGUUUCAGGUCUUUUCUUUUUAAUUGCAACACGUAUUCCAUUAAUAUAUUCAAAUAAAAUGAGCGCUAGCCUGUUGCCAGAACUGUCAAACUGUAUACACAUUUGAGCUGGAUUGAAAUAAAGAAAUGCACAAUAAUAACCCUUGAGGCUUGGUUUGUUUCCUUUCACAGCAUAACCUAUUUCUUGGUAUUGAUUGCCAUCAGUGGCAUUACAAUUACCAUUCAAAUGAUGGGCUUUCUGCUACAUUCAAUCUCUGUGGAGAAUGUGCUUUUUUAAAUGGGGUGUUUGUUUUAGUUGUUCUACUUUAAAGCUGUAAAAUUCCAGCAUGACCCAAGGUGAGUCCUCGACGUUUACUGAAGUCUAUUGUGAAGAUUGUAAUUUAAUGUGUACACCUGU